Vanrija pseudolonga is the source of this 2163-nucleotide messenger RNA. RefSeq lists its product as uncharacterized. Lineage: Eukaryota; Fungi; Basidiomycota; Tremellomycetes; Trichosporonales; Trichosporonaceae. The transcript has a single exon. The record is from RefSeq and is a predicted model, not a curated record. The coding region runs from base 1 to 2163 and encodes 720 amino acids.
AUGACGACCGCCACCACCCCCACCAUCUCGGACGCAGAGUACCUCUCGCGCACGUACGCCGGCGUGCUGGGCAAGCUCAUCGGCGUGUACCUCGGCCGGCCGUUCGAGGGCUGGUCGCACCAGCGCAUCGUCGAGGAGCUGGGCCACAUCAAGUGGUACGUGCACGAGAAGAAGGGCGUGCCGCUCCUCGUCACCGACGACGACGUCUCGGGCACCUUCGCCUUCAUCCGCGCGCUCGAGGAGCACCCGCUCGACAAGACGGGCCUGCUGCCUGCCUCGGCGAUCGGCAAGACGUGGCUCAACCAGGUCGUCGAGCGCAAGAGCGUCUUCUGGUGGGGCGGUAACGGCAUCAGCACCGAGCACACGGCCUACAACAACCUCAAGAAGGGCAUCCCCGCCCCCGCGUCCGGCAGCAUCGCGGUCAACGGCACGACUGUCGCCGAGCAGAUCGGCGCCCAGAUCUUCAUCGACGGCUGGGCCCUCGUCAACCCCGGUAACCCGGCCGAGGCGGCGCGCUUCGCCGAGCAGGCCGGCAAGGUCUCGCACGACGGCGAGAGCGUGUACGCUGCGCAGCUGUGGGCUGCGAUGGAGGCCGAGGCGUACGUCUCCUCCGACAUCGACCACCUCCUCGACACUGGUCUGUCCUUCAUCCCCGCCAAGUCCAAGAUUGCGCGCUCGAUCGCCGAGGUCCGCGCCUGGGUCAAGGAGGACAACGACUGGCUCGUGACGCGCCAGCGCGUCGAGGACAAGUACGGCUACGACAAGUUCCCGGGCUUCUGCCACGUCGUGCCCAACCACCUCAUCAUGAUCAUGUCGGUGCUCUACGCGCCGCACGACUUCAGCCUCGCGAUGGAGAUUGUCAACACGUGCGGCUGGGACACGGACUGCAACUCGGGCAACGUCGGCUGUUUCGUCGCCAUCAUGCUUGGCCUCGACAAGGCGUUCACCAAGGCCUCGCCCGACUGGCGCGAGCCCCUCGCCGACCGCGCGAUCAUCUCGAGCGCCGACGGAGGCUACUCGAUCAACAACGCCGCACGCAUCACGUACGACAUUGUCAACAUGGGCCGCGCGCUCCACGGCAAGGCUCCUCUCCCGCAGCCAAAGGACGGCGCCCAGUUCCACUUCACCCUCCCCGGCUCGGUGCAGGGCUUCCAGGUCACCUCGGGCGACGCCAAGGCGUACCAGGCUGACGACGCGCUCGUCAUCGACCUGAACGCCGCCGCCGGCCCCGUCGAGGUGUCCACCGGCAUCUCGGCGCCAAAGGACACGGAGAACAUGCCCGGCGUGUACCUCCUCUCGUCAUCGCCCCUUAUCUACCCCGGCCAGAAGCUCAAGGCUGUCCUGCGUGCCGGUGAUGACCUUUCCGCGCCUGUCACCGCGCGCAUCCGCCUGCAGGUCUUCAACGCCGAGCACGUCGCCAAGCCCGUCGACAGCGACACCAGCGUCACCCUCACCCCCGGCGACAGCAAGCUGCACGAGCUCGAGUGGACUGUUCCCCAGGGCGACGGCUGGCCCAUCGUCUCGGCCGGUGUGCUCCUCACCCCUGCGUCGGCCAACGGCAACAGCAACGGUGCGGCUGCUCACACGAGCAAGAUCUACCUCGACAGCUUCCGCUGGACCGGCCAGCCCGACUUCACUGUCAUCCGCCCAGCAGACAAGGGCCGCGGCCAGACCUUCUGGGACCUCGCGUGGGUGCAGAGCGUGAGCAACUGGGCCGGCACGCCCACCACGACGCUGUACAUCGGCCAGGAUGUCGGCGAGGGCAUCGUCAUCCAGGGCACGCGCGACUGGACCAACUACCGCGUGACCGCCAAGGACGUGAUCGUGCGCUACGGACCCCGGGCCGGUGUGGCCAUCCGCGCGCAGGGCCUCAAGCGCUGGUACGCUGUCCAGUUCGCCACUGCCGCCGACGGAUCGACAUAUGUUGCGAUUGUUAAGGCCCUCGACGAGCAGCGCAUCGAGCUCGCCGUCGCGCCCUUCAAGUGGGCGAUCGACGAGUCCUACGACGUCGCGAUUGAGGCCGAGGGCGCCACCAUCAAGGCGACGGUCGGUGAUGUCGUCCUCACUGCCUCGGACGACCAGUACGCCGGUGGUGGCUUCGGCCUCGUCGUCAACGACGGAUCAGUGUCCACUGGCACUAUCCGCAUCCAGCCCGUCCAGUAG